GAGCAAUAGUUAUUUUUAAGAUCUUUUUUCUUAAAAAAUAGAAAAAAAACGAUUAAUAAAUGAUAUUGUAGUGCGUGUUUCUCGGUUUACUGUACUGUUAGUAUACGUAUGUAUAUGUAGUGAAAUAAAUGUCUGUAUACAUACAUACAUUGAAUAUAAACUUUCAGUACAUGUGUAUACCGAUGAGCAGUUUCCAUGAAUAAUUCGCGCAAGAUCACUUGAGUAAUCAUUUGAAAAAAGCGCGCCAAGUGAAUUUAUGUCUCGAAUUGUUAUUUCAACAUUAACUUCAAUUUAUUACAGGUCAUCAGAUUCUGUAACUCCAAUUAAAUUAGAACCAACAUCAGCAAUAGUUGUUAUUGGAUACAUCCCCAAUAAUUCUACAAGAUUUGCUAUUAAUUUAACAUGCCGUACAUCAGGAAAUAUUGCAUUUCAUUUCAAUCCAAGAUUAGAUAGAGGAUAUAUUGUGAGAAAUUCUAAAGUAAAAGGAUACUGGCAUGAAGAAGAAACAUGUUCACCAUACAUUUCUGCUAGCCGUCUUUUUCAACACAAUAAUUAUUUUCAUCUAAUAAUAUUUUGUUUGUCUAAAGAAUUUUACGUAUCUGUUAAUGGUCAUCAUUUCUGUACAUUUGCAUAUAGACUACCUUUAGAAUCAAUUAUCAAUUUUGAAUAUAAUGGUGAAAUUGAAGAUGUACGAUUUCGUCUUAAAACUCUCUGUAUAUACCCUGAUCCCAAAAUCAUUCAAACAUCAAAAAAAUUUCAACUUUCACAACAUCAACUUUUAACUGAAGAUCUUAAUGUACCCAUAACCGUAUCUAUUACAGAGGAAUUUCAGUGUGGCACAAGGAUAUUUAUUAAAGGACGAUUGAAAUUAUUACCUCAUUCUUUUUAUGUAAACCUUCAAAAUAGUCCAUUACUCUUUCCUCAUCCAGAUAUAGCAUUACAUUUAAAUCCACGUUUUCAAUAUGGACAUCAAACACCUUGUGUUGUUAUGAAUUGCUGGACAAAUGGAUCUUGGCAGCAUGAAGAAAGACAUGAAGGACAAUUAUCUUGGGGUCCUGGAAGAGACUUUCUUUUAACCAUACGGUGCGAAUAUGAAGGCUAUAUCAUUUGGUUGGGAAAUAAAAUGAUUGGAGAAUUUAAACAUCGAAUAAAACCUUCUGUUGUUGAUACGUUACAAAUAACUGGUGAUGUAAUGUUGUAUGAGCUUGGACUGAGCUAUGGUGGAUAAAUUAGAAUGUUCCUUCAGAAAGAUUAAGACUUAAGAAGCACUGCAAUAUUUUUUUUAUUAUUUUACUUAAGGAGAUUAAAUGAAAUUUGUUAAUAAUUAAGUGAGCAAUUUGAUCAUUUCAAGAUUGGAUUAGGUUAUUCUCAAGUCAAGAUAAAUCAAGUCUCCUAUCUCCAAUAUUUAAUGGAGUUUUUUUUUAGUGUAUAUUUUUUCUUUAUCCAAUCUUUAAGAAAUAGAUCAAAUUGCU
Chelonus insularis is the source of this 1472-nucleotide messenger RNA. RefSeq names its product galectin-8-like. The transcript has 6 exons. Gene Ontology annotation, molecular function: carbohydrate binding. Bases 257 to 1228 code for a protein of 323 amino acids. The record is from RefSeq and is a predicted model, not a curated record. NCBI's taxonomy places the organism in Eukaryota, Metazoa, Arthropoda, Insecta, Hymenoptera, Braconidae.